AUGCUCCAGCUCCGAGGAAAAAGACAUAAGCUCGGCCAGAUCAGCUCCUACAGCCUCAUCUCCGAGGCUCCUAUCACUCUCAACCUUUCGCUCUGCCGCUCAUUCACAUCGUUGCUCACCCCUCAUGUAUCCGUAUCCUCGAAGAGGCGCACUCCAAUGGCUUUCCUCAGCUUGAAAAGACGACGACAGGUUACCCAGAGUUUCGAUUAUCUUCUUAAAGAUUCAUGGUUUCCAGAGGUUCAGUCGAUCUUCACUGCAUGGCUCGCCUUAGUUAUGGUAUUUUUCCUCCUCGGGUACUACUUCAACAAAGCACCAUUUACGUGGCACGGUCUAUCUCUGAAUACUUGGGUUUCAAUCUUCUCUACGGUCAUGAAAAGUUUGCUCUUGUUCACGGUUUCCGCAUGCCUUAGUCAAUGGAAAUAUAUUUCCUUUUCGCAGAGAAAACGAAAGUUAAUCGACUUCGAUCUCUAUGACGGGGCCAGCCGUGGGCCGAAUGGAAGUGUGAGUUUACUGUGGAGUAUGCAAUUCAGAUCGCUUGCAUCCAUCGGCGCUGUCAUCACGAUACUAUCGCUUGCGAUUGAUCCAUUCGUGCAACAAGUCAUUGGACUGGGACAGAUUCAGACGCCUGAUAAUUCUACUUCCAUCCCAUUUGCGAUACGAUACGCAAAGGGAACCCAGCAUAGCCUGAAUAACCGAGCUUCUGAAGUCAGCUAUGUUCCCACAAUUGAUUUCUCGCUUCAAUCUGCAAUUAUGGCCGGGUUAUCCGAGCCCAAGGACACCAUCCUCCAACAAACCGAGUUCCGAUGUUCCGGCACCCAGUGUUCUUGGAAACCUUUUCUUAGUCUCGGGGUUUGUAGCUCUUGCGCAGACAUCACUGGAAAUUUGACCCAAAAAUGGGUGAGCUUGGGGCACAAUAGAUCACUUCAAGGUGCUGAAUUUGCCUUCAACAAAGUCAAGAAUCUGACGGCGACAACCCCUGUCAACACCUUCAGCCUUCCUAACGGGCUUUACAUCGAAGACUAUAAAGACUAUUUUAUCGACAUGGUGACGUACGGGACCAGCAACCGCUCGAAAACGAUUGCUUUCCAGAAAAAUGAUACUCUUUUGUAUGCACUUACCAUUAUUCAUCGGCUAAAUAGAAAUCAGCCUGGAGGGUUAUCCGACUUCAAAGCCAUGGAAUGCGGACUCAGUUAUUGUGUUCAGAAUAUAACGUCCAAGGUCGUCAAUGCGAGUCUCACUGAGAAUGUAGUCGUCCUCCCGGUAGUUCUUUCGGACGGAUCAUCUCAACCAGUAUCUACCGAUACACCCAACCCGUCAUCAGGCUCGCUGUGGACACCGUACCUCUACCCCAGGACCGACCUCCAACUGAUGGCAAAUAACACUGGCUUCAACAUCACUCAGGCGGCACUGAAUUCUAUUGGAUACUUCAUGAAUUCGACUUUCGUCAAGUCUGGAGGACGAACACUUGGCGCAACAGGAUUCUACAUUAAGUCUCCACCGCAACAAGAAAAGGGGCAAGACCAAGGUGGCGAUCAGGGAACAGACUCUAGUACUGAUUCUGGUCCCCAAUUCCAACCCGCUGCCAUGCAACAGAUCUUCACCAUGAACAUCACUGCAAUGUUCGAAUCCGUAGCUACGAGUAUGAGCAUUAAUUUUCGCACAAACGACGAGUACCGAAAUGUCCUCCUGGGUUCUACGGCAGUCACAGUUUACAAGGUACGCUGGGGCUGGAUCGCGCUGCCCGUAGUGAGUGUGCUUGGGGGUACGGGCUUCCUCUUCAUUACUAUUUUCUAUUCGUACCAACACAGACUCCCGCUGUGGAAGUCGAGCUCGCUAUCAGUUCUCAAGUGCGGCGCGCAAAUGGGUGAUAUCUUGAAGGAUGAAGAGACGGUGAGUGAUAUGGAAGACAAAGCGGAAAAUACGUAUAUUGGAUUGAUGGAUGAGAAGAAAUCCUUACUCGCGGACUCGGACUCCACACGAGGCCUUCGCUCAUCUGAGAAUUUCGAAAUGACGACGUACAAUUCGGAUCUUCCACCGAGAUUACCGAACAUCCGCAGCUCUGAUGUAUCUUUCAUCUCGCUACCUUCGAACGAAGAUCUUUUGUCUGAGGACAUGUCGAGGAGGCUCUCUUGGGAAGAGGAGGACGAUUUGGGAAGGAUAAGCUAUCGGCCUUGA
Molecule: messenger RNA, 2175 nt
Organism: Lindgomyces ingoldianus
Lineage: Eukaryota; Fungi; Ascomycota; Dothideomycetes; Pleosporales; Lindgomycetaceae
Exons: 4
Coding region: 1-2175 (724 amino acids)
Source: RefSeq, a predicted model, not a curated record